GUAUGGGGACCGUGCGUUUCACCAUCACUAUUCUACUAACUCUCGUCCAUCAAACAGAGUCCAGCUCUGUGUUUGUGCAGAAGGGACAGGAUGUUCGUCUGGAUGUCCUGGGAAAUGUUCAACUGAAAAAAGAUAUUGAUGUGCUAUUUUGGAAGUUUAACACAACAUUCAAUGUUGCAAAGUACCCCCCAAAAGUAACCUUUGAAAGGUUCAAAGGUAGGGCUGAAAUUAGUGAGGGUAACCUCUCUCUGCUACUGAAGAACAUUCAGGAAGGAGACAGUGGAACUUAUACUGCAGUAGUGUCUGGUAACAAAAACACCAACGUUGCUACAUACUUGAUAGAAGUCCAAGCGUGGGAGGAAGUGGAUGACUACUAUGUCAAAGUCUGGAUACCUGUCGGCGGCCUCAUCGUAUUUGUAUUACUCUUCCUGAUUGGCGUUGUUCUUUGGCAAAAGAUGAAUAAAGGUGGCAAAAAGGAAAUGAUAAACACAGAGUAUGCUUCAGUCAGGAUUAAAGAUAACGGCCAAGCAGGUGGUGAAGAGCAGGUCUGUCCAGCAUCCCCCACCAUAUACAGUAUGGUGGGAGGCCACCGCCCCAAGCCUGUGAACCGCCCCACCAUGGUGGGAGACCAGCCUCCACCCGUAGACCUCCCCAUGACCUCCAUGCCUGAGAGUUUAUAUGCUGAGGUGGGGAAUAAGGAAUUGUAACAUUGUAUUAGGCUGGGAUUCAAUCCGAUUGUAUUAGAUUACCCUUUGUCAGCUAAGUAUCUUUUAAAGCCAAUGUUCCUGCAUUCGCUGAGACAGCAUUCACGAUAAAUGCUGCAUAUGUUAGCUCAAUCGGAAAUUAUCUGUAAAUGGUGCCUAGAUGACAAAGUGUGAUCGCAUUGAAUUCUUUAAAUUUAAAGGCAAUGUUCCCGUGUUCGCGGAGACUGCAUUCCCGGUAAACCUUGCAUAUGUCUGCUCAAUCAGAAAUUACCUUUACAUUUAAAUCGUACUAUAACGCAGAACUUCCGCGGUCUGGAUUGAAUCUACACCUUACUCUCAAUAGCCCUGUUUAUACCUGGUUCUAACAUGUGUCCUUUGUCCUGUUCUUAUCCACUUUCUGAUUGUGCCCACAUUUGUAGACAGGUGUAGAUGAUUAAAAGAGGCAUUGUGAUCUGAAUGUGAUCAUAUCUUCCUGCCCACCUCCGGAGGUAGUCAGGCAAUCAUUGUGUCUGGAAAAAGUGUAGACUUAUCUGUACGGUGAAACCAUUUAAAUCAUCCUUAUCCCGUCCUCUAAAUAAUAUACAGGUGGCACCAUUUACCUAUGGCAUCAAUAUGUGAAUUAAAAUUAAGAAAUAAACAUGAUAUUUUAAGUCGACAUACAUUUCUAUACAAAAUAGGUAUAGAGUUGUAAGAGAAUGAGCAGUGGAUAUACAAAUAUACAGGGUAUCUGCAGGACAGCAGCAUCCCAUCCUGCAUCCCACUGCUGGCUUGACUCUGAAGCUAAGCAGGUCCUGGUUGGUCCCUAGAUGGGAGACCAGAUGCUACUGGAAAUAAUGUUAGAGGGCAAGUAUGGGGCACAUAUCCUCUGGUCUUAAGAUUGAAUCCCAGGCAGUGAAGGGGGCAUACAUUGCUGUCUUUCAAACAGGUGUCUUGACAAUCAAUAAACAUUCCAUGGCACUUAUUGCAAGAGUAGGUGUGUUAACCCUGGUGUCCUGGCUAAAGUCUGAACUUGGGCCAUGUAAUCAUCCCCCCUCAUUGGCAUUUACUCACUUCUCCACCAUGCUAGCUAAUGUGUGGAUGAGGUGAGUUUCCCCCUUACCGAUGACUCUCUUUGCAGACUGGAAAAUAUCAUUUAUUUUGCUUAUUGCGUUUCCAUACAUAAUUUGUACAUUCAUGUUUUUAUUCGUUUACAUAUUUAUUUUAAAGUAAAAAAUGUAAAUUAUUUACAUUUUAGUAAUUUAGCAGACACUC
Coregonus clupeaformis (lake whitefish) is the source of this 1955-nucleotide messenger RNA. RefSeq lists its product as uncharacterized. The record is from RefSeq and is a predicted model, not a curated record. The coding region runs from base 3 to 707 and encodes 234 amino acids. The transcript is spliced from 5 exons. Lineage: Eukaryota; Metazoa; Chordata; Actinopteri; Salmoniformes; Salmonidae.